AUGAAUGAUGAAGCCAAUAUCUCCGUGAUCACGACGAAGCUGGUUGGUGAGGCUGAACGCGAGAAGAUAGAACAAGACCGCAACCGUGCGAUGGCAUCAGCCAUUACGGCGCAAAACCUCCUACGUCUAGUAAAGGAUGGCGCUAAAGCAGGAAAUGCUUCUACACUAUAUCAAAACCAAGGCUAUGGAGACGGAAGGUCCGUUGGGACGUCACGGUAUAUUUCUGAACGGAAAAGACAGCGCAUUUAUGCUCUAGAUGCACAACUCAAUGGGGACGUGGAACAUGAUAACAGUAUAAUGGAUUCAGAGGAUGAGGAACACACAGUAGCUCAGCUUGACGAAGAGGGGAGUUUCGUCGGGACGUCACGCUAUAUUUCGGAUCGAAAAAGAUACCGUCGCAUGUAUGCACUAGCUGCAUUGCUCAAUGGAGACGUGGAAAAUUAUAAUCGUAUCAUUGAUGCGUUUGACGAUGCACACCAACCCGAAGAGAUGAAAAUGUCUAAGAUGAAAAUGUCUGAGAUGAAAAUGUCUGAGAUGAGUGAAGAAGAGCGACGAAGAGUGAGGGCUAGGAUACUUCGUAGGAUUUGGAGGGAGCAGAAGAAGAUGGAAAGGGCUGGUGAGGAAAAGUAG
Messenger RNA from Glarea lozoyensis ATCC 20868, 630 nucleotides. RefSeq lists its product as uncharacterized. NCBI's taxonomy places the organism in Eukaryota, Fungi, Ascomycota, Leotiomycetes, Helotiales, Helotiaceae. The coding region runs from base 1 to 630 and encodes 209 amino acids. The transcript has 2 exons. The record is from RefSeq and is a predicted model, not a curated record.